Molecule: messenger RNA, 6592 nt
Organism: Neurospora tetraspora
Lineage: Eukaryota; Fungi; Ascomycota; Sordariomycetes; Sordariales; Sordariaceae
Product: armadillo-type protein
Exons: 2
Coding region: 202-6468 (2088 amino acids)
Biological process (GO): intracellular protein localization; retrograde transport, endosome to Golgi; endocytosis
Cellular component (GO): endocytic vesicle; Golgi apparatus; membrane
Molecular function (GO): protein binding
Source: RefSeq, a predicted model, not a curated record
CCAGGUCAACUUCGACUUGUGACUGACACCUUGGCUUCAACAACUUUCAGACACUCGUAUUAUAGACUGCAUUGCCCGAGGAUGCUAGCUUCGAUCAUUUCACCGACCAUCCGAGUUCCUUAGACCAGACUACAGUACAGCUAUACACACCUAAUUCCGCCGUCGAAUUCGCACCGACAGAGCCUCGACCGGCGCCUAAUAAUGUCAUCAACACCAGCUCCCGGGGAGCCCAACGACGCCGCCAAUGGCGAGCGCAACGGCAUCACGAACACAUACGCUACGACGCAUCCCGAGCUCGAUCUCGCGAAGCUUCAAGCCCUCCCCGCCGAGCAGCAGGAACUAUUCCUCCUGACGUCCGUCUCGGCAUUUAGCAGGCAUGUCCUGGCGCUCGAACCAGACGACUGCACCGCGCAGCAGUUUUACAUCAAAAAGGAGGCUUUCAAGGUUCUGAACCUUGCCUCCCCAUCGCCAACGAGAGUCAUACGAAACGCGCUGGGGCGGUGUCUUGCGCACGUGUUCGACAAGGGUGAUAGGAAGCUCCUGUUCGAAACCGUCAACGAGCUGGUCGGCAUCAUCUCGAGUGGGAAACUGAAGACGGAGGGCGAGAUCCGGACGAAACAUGCUGCCGUGGCUUGCUUGGGAGACAUAUACGGUUCGGCCGGUGACAGCGCCAUUGGAUUGCACCAGCUAGUAUGUUCAGCGCUCUUGAAGCUGUUGAAGGCAGCGUCGAGCCACGCAGGGCUUCGCGCAGCUGUCUUGACCGCCUUGGGAAAGAUUGUCACGAUGAUACAAGGAAGCAUGGACGAGAGUGUCGCAAGAGAUAUAUGGAAACAGGGAAGGAAUCAUGCCUCUGCAGACAAAGGGUCACUGGUCGUUGUGGCGGCUUGCCGAUGCCUGCGGUCGCUUGUGCAGUUCACCCCCUAUUUCAAGAACUCGACCGAUUUCGACAAGCUCAAAUCAACCUUAUUCAAGACUUUCGACAACCCAUCAUCAAACGCGCGAUCGGCAGCAGCGGACUGCUUUGCCCAAGCGUUGGUCGGGGGUUACUCCGAGUCAGCCAUUGGCGAGGCGCCGCUGCCCCUGAUUAAGAGAUCCAAAUCCAAGGCGAUCAAGAGACAGUCAACAAUGGGAGGGCUUCAAGAUGAUGAGGAGGUCCCCUCACGCCCUGAAAGCCCUGCUCCAACCCAGAGACCACAAGAUUUGGCUUUGUCGCUGGCCGACAUAUUCAAAACUCUGUCUACCCAAUACGUUCGCAUGUCUACUACAAAUAAGGCUAGGGCUGCCAUCGCUGUUUGUAUCGGAAACGUACUCCAGAAACUCGGGGAAAAGACUGUAGAAGUCAACUAUCUUCGCAUUCUCGAGAUCCUCACAGCUGAUUUCUUGGGCCAUAACAACAUCCUCAACAACCGGUACCGCUUACUCAUUUCGCGGCGCAUGGUUGAUACCAUUAUCCAGGACAUAAUAGGGAAAAGGAUCCUGGGCGAAUCGGGCCAAAUCACGGCUGCCAAAGCUAUUGUCAACGAUAUUCUUAAGAACUAUCCCCAGGCGCUCAAGGAGAGACCAGAGCCAUCCAAGCACACAUUGGUUGUCUCACUGAGUGCUCUGUCGUCAUUGAUCUCUAGUUUGGGCACAGCGGCGACUGACUUCUCAGAGGGAUGCCGCGAUGGCCUGCUGCAAGUACUCCAGCACCCUAGCUACACUGUUCAGGUAUACGCUGCGGCCUGUAUGAAGACGUUUGUGUUGGCCUGCCCGCAACAGCUUCUUCCCUGUCUGUCAGUCUGCAUGAACAGCUUGAGCAGAGAACUGAGCCUUCUUGGGACGGGAAGGAAUUCCCCUCGCAGGUGCAUUGGUUUCGCUCACGGCCUCGCUGCCGGGCUCAGCGCAAGCCCGCAACGCCCACUCUAUGGGUCUGUUGAGAUCAACAGUCGCGUUCUGACCAUGGCUACAAACUUGCUCAAGUCAAGCGGAACUUCGGAACUACGAGUUGCAAGCACCCAGAUCCAAGUCGCCUGGACCUUGAUAGGCGGACUGAUGUCUCUUGGGCCGAACUUCGUCAAGAUCCAUCUCUCGCAGCUGCUUCUCCUCUGGAAGAACGCGUUGCCCAAGGUUCUGGCAAAGGAUAGCAUGGCGGUCCAUAGGAAUUUGCUCAAUGCCUCUUUCCUCACACAUGUCAGGGAAUGUGCGCUUGGGUCUAUCCUAGCGUUUCUUCAGUUCAACAGUCGUCUCUUGACUGUGGAUGUGUGUAAGAGAAUCGCUACCAUGUUGCAGAGUACUACUGCAUUCCUCAAGACACUACCGGCAAAGAAAACAUCGGACGAUAUCAGCGAGAGGCUGACGCCUGCCUUGCAACUUCAGGAUUUGGAAGUUAUGGUACGACGCAGAGUCCUUCAGUGCUAUACCAAGCUUGUGAACGUUAGUCCUGCUGGCGCCACCGAAGCUCUUCUACAGUCCAAUCUUUUGACUCUUGCCAUUUCUCUCUUUGCCGAUCCGGAUAACUAUACACCCAGCUCCCUCAGCACUUCGAUUGCGAACGCAGCAGGUACCUUUGACUCCAUCUGGGAGGUGGGCGACAACUCAGGUUUUGGUGUGACCAGCCUUGUUAGGGGCUUCGCGACAAGAAGCCUCCCGGGACAGCAGACCAACGGGUUGGACAGCACCCAGCAAGAGUAUGAACCGGAAGAGUGCAUCGAGAGGCUGCUUCUUUCUCCGGUAUGCGGAACCCUGGAGAACGACGCUUGUCUUCUGUACAUCGGCAACUCAGAUAACCCGGGGCUCCCUGAUCCUGCUGCCACCGAGGUGGUCAACAUGGCUAUCCAGCUGUUUGCCUUUGUUUUCCCCUUAACCCCGUCUAAGGUGCAGGAGAGUGCCCUGGAGCAGAUUACGACCUUCAUAAGGGCUGGCUCUCUUCAGCGGGAAACUGGGCGCAAGGCUGCUGUUAACGUCAACGUGGCUACGGCCCUGUUGUCUACUCUUCGGGUGGCUUGUAAGGAGACCAAAUCGUCACCAGGCGACAUCACGAACAUGGCCGUUGAGAAACUUCUUCAAGAGCUGUUGAGAGAUUUCGUACUUGACCCUGAUCAGUACGUCCGUAGCAUCGCUUACGAGGCAAUUGCGAGACUCUGCAGCGCUUGUGGCAAUGCAUUCACCAACCAAGAGAUCAAAUUCCUUGUCGAUACUAUUGUUGUCAACAGAGAACCUAGCGCAAGAGCGGGCUGUGCUAUGGCUCUUGGAUGCAUCCAGACCAAGAUUGGUAGUAUGGCGGCUGGGUAUCAUUUGAAGACCAUUCUUAACAUUCUGAUGUCGCUGUGCAACGAUCCGCACCCAACUGUCCAUUACUGGGCUCUGGAGGCCAUAGCACGCGUAUCGGAUGCUGCUGGACUCGGCUUCUCCAGUUUCGUGUCUAGCACACUCGGAAUGUUGGCCAAGCUCUACGUCUCGGAUACGCAUAACCCUGAGUUGGCUUCUCCCAUUACCAUGAACUUGGAGGCUGACCUCUCCUCAUCGGCUGCAAUCGCUCGCUGCGUUGAUGCGCUCAUCAACGUCCUUGGUCCGGAUCUACAGGACUCUACCAAGUCCAGGGAGCUGAUUCUGACGCUUGUUGGGUACUUCCAACAAGAAGAGGAUCUCGAGAUCCAGCGGGCAAGUCUCGCCUGCAUGGAACAUUUGACAUUGUAUGCUCCGGGCUACAUGGACUUCAUCGACUACGUCAGGACACUUCAGCGGUAUAUCAAGUCCGAUCAUGCCGCCCUCCGAGAUGUGGCCGUGGACAGUCUCUACAACCUCAUGAAGAGGAACUCUUACGAUGUCAUCAAGGCUGCUGAGCAAGGUUUCGAAGAUCAUUUGUGGUUGGUUCUCGACGCCUCUCCGAGCCAUGACGGCAUGCGCAACCUUAUCAGAAACUGGCUCCGCCAGACCUGUCUUUCGGACACAGCCGCUUGGCUUGCGCGCUUCCAGCAUGUCCUGAAGAUGACCAGACCGAAGGCCUCCGCACAGGCAAUCACAAACACCGGGAGGUCUGGUGGAGGUAUUGACCUACAGGACGAAGAGGUAGCUGGUUUCGCCGCUGCUGGAGGAGGCGCCAAGGACGACAAAGACACGCCGAGCGGCUCAGACGUGGAGCCCCUGAAGUGGCAGGUCACCACCUUCGCCAUGGACUGCCUGAACGAUAUCUUUGUUUUUGUUGCAAAGCAUGUCGCGACUCAUGGCGAAUCUGCUGCGCAGGCGGCCCUUCAGAACAAGAUUGCUGAUGUUGUCCGCAUGGCAUUCUCGGCAUCCACAUCAGGAGUCCUGGACCAGAGAAUUUGGGGCUUGAAGAUUAUUGGGGCUGUCCUCAAGAUGUUUGGAAAGAUUCCAGACCCAGACUUCGAAGAGGCCAUGCUGCUUGAGCAGUACCAAGCGCAAAUCAGCUCUGCCCUUACCCCCGCUUUCGCCGCCGACUCGUCUCCUGAACUGGCCUCGGAAGCCGUCGAUGUUUGUGCAAGCUUCAUCGCGACGGGCAUUGUCACUGACGUGGACAGGAUGGGUAGGAUUCUGAAGACGCUAGUCAGCUCGUUGGAGAACUUUGCAAAGGAUGAGGAUAAUGCUGGUAUUGGUGAUCUGAAGGGACUCAGCUCAAACGCCCAGGUGAUGGUCAAGAUGUCCGUCUUCGCCGCCUGGGCCGAGCUGCAAGUUGCCAGCUCUGAGCAGAAGUACCUACUGGAUGUCCUCAAGCCCCAUAUCGGUACUUUAACUCCCCUAUGGCUCGAGUCUCUACGCGAAUUUGCUCGGUUGCGGUUCGAGCCGGAUAUUUCCAUGACGCUUGGCCCUCCAUCGCUUUCUGGAAGCUUGGACACUGUCUACGCAGCGCUGAACCGUGAGACGUUGCUCAAAUUCUACCAAGAGUCUUGGUUGAAGUUGGUAGACGCUAUUGCCAGCCUCAUUGAACAAGACAGCGAGUUCGUCUUCGAUGCUCUUGAUGGCAAGGAGCUAUCAGGACCCACUACCAACAACAGCUCAAAGGGAGCAGAUAUCAACUACCGCGAUGAGCCUGUUGCGUUCUUCUUUGUCUUGUUCGGUAUCGCGUUUGAAGCUCUCGCCACGAAACCAGGCCAGAGCGAGUCCCUCGCUACUCGGGAACAGACACUGGAGAUCCUCCGCGCCCUCAAGAAGAUCCUUCACCCAAGUGUAUCUGGACAUGCCAUCUACCGUGAUGCCAUCUUCUCUGAGACGAUGGAUCUCCUGGACCGUCUCGUGCUCACUGAAGGCCUUGAUGUGCAGGGCGUCAUCGUCGAGAUUGCGCGUGCCCUGUGUGUGGCGCAUCCGGCCGCCAGAAAGCAGGCCGACGACCCCGAAAACAGCGAGUUGUCUGACGACAUUGAGCAACUCUUUGAGCUCACCCGGAUCAUCGUCUUGGUCCUCUCCGGACUGUUGCCCAAUCUCAGCGAGGCUCAGCAGCCCGUCCGUCAUCAGAUGACGGAGGAAGCGAUCCUCCUCGUCCAGACAUCGCUCAACGCACUAGUCGAUGCCGCGGAGGUGUUCCCGUCCAUCAUCAAGACGGAUCUGCACGCCUGUAUCCUGCACAUCUUCGCGACCAUUCUUGCAACACCGACAUGCCAGGAGGUCAUUGUCCCUCAAAACUUGUCGACGCUCAAACGCUUUAUCAACGGCAUGACCGGCUCUAGGAGAGACGGCGGAGAUGAUGACGAGGGUAACUCGCCUACGGACGUCCAGCUGCUGGGAUGCUUGCGCCGCUUCCUGUCCAUCUAUCUAAACGCCCAGAAGCGCGAGGCUCCCACAUCGCUGACCUGUGUCAAGAACUGUCUCCUGGCCAUCACCAUCCUCUUUACCGGCGGCAAAAACCACUUGUCAGCCAGCGAGCCGCUAGUAGCCAAGUUCCUAGACGAGGUGGUAGACUGUCUGACAGACCGAAUGACCGCAAAAAUAGCCGCAAACUGCAUCCGCUCCCUCCUCCUCAACACCAACACCAACAACCAACCCACAUCAGCCGACCACACCCUCUCCCGCCACUUGCUCCCGCGCCUCAUCGCCUUCGUAACCAACACCUCGCCCGAAGACCCCGAACACGCCCGCUCGCUGAUCGCCCAAACCCUCGUGCAAUUCACCGCCGUGGUCGCCCGUGGUUCAUCCCAGCAGGGCACCCAGGGGGCAGAGGCAUCCAUCGCCAUGGCCCUCGUCGUGCCUACUUUGCUCUCGCGCGCGGCGACAGAGCCUGCGAAAGAUGAUGUGUACCGCGAGACGAGCGCAAGACUACUAGAGUUGGCGAGCGCCGAUCAGACUGCUUUUAGGGCGGUGGUGGGGGCGAUGAGUGAAGGGCAGAGGGGGUUCAUGGAGGAGGUUAUUAAGAGUGGACGGGCGGGGGGGAUGGGUGGUGGUAGUGGUGGUGCACAUGUAAGUGCGGGGAGGCGGAGGAGUGUGGAGGAGGAGGAGCAGGCGCCGACGAUUGCGUUGAAGAUGAACUUUGGUGGUUGAACAGGAUCCAUGGAGUUGUUGGGUUGGGCUUUUGGUGUGAAGAACAUAUAUAUACGUAUGAUAUAGAACGUUGUAAUAUACUUGCAUGAGACACUUACAUAAUAGAUAUGGUUGGAGAGGAAUU